Saprolegnia parasitica CBS 223.65 is the source of this 1897-nucleotide messenger RNA. RefSeq lists its product as hypothetical. The record is from RefSeq and is a predicted model, not a curated record. NCBI's taxonomy places the organism in Eukaryota, Oomycota, Saprolegniomycetes, Saprolegniales, Saprolegniaceae. The coding region runs from base 259 to 1863 and encodes 534 amino acids. The transcript has 7 exons. Gene Ontology annotation, molecular function: ubiquitin-protein transferase activity.
CGCGGCGAUGUCGAAGACUUGCUCUUGGACGUGGACCGGUGGGAGUGCCCGGUCUGCGCCUUCCUCAACGUCGUCGACCGCCCCGUGUGCUGCCUCUGCGCUGCCAAAAAAGACUCGCGGUUUGUCGAACCGUCGACCGAAAUCGAGCACUUCAACAAGAGCUACCGCGCCGAGCUGGCUCGGCAGUCGAGCCAGACCCGGCUCUCCAAGCAGCGGAGCAACCCGUCGCUGCUUUUCCGCCAGGCGAGCAAGAACCGAAUGCUCACGCCCAGCGGCAACCCGCGCCUCUCGGGCUUCUUUGGUACCAAGACCAUGGUGCUGCCCGAAGACUUGACCGCCCGCCAGCGCUCGGCCCGCAUGCGCAAGGAGUGGUCGCGCCACGUCGAUAUCCACGGCCAGCCGUACUGGCGGCGGCGGUGCCUCGAUAUCAACCACGUACCGCCGGCCUUUCUCAUCCAUAUUGACCCCGACGACGCCAAUGACGACGGCGCGUCAGCGCUCGACACCCUGCGCGUCAAGCUCAUGUCGCCCGUCCUCGAAGACGCCGAGUCGGCGGUGCCAACGCUCGAGUCAGCGUCGCAGCUCACCUCGAAGCGACUGCUCUAUUCACCGAUCGAAGCCGUCGAUGCGUCGCGGCUCGUCACCGGCGACGUCCUCGCCGCGGGUCUCUGGCCGUCACUGCACCAGCUGACCAAGGUGCCGUUCACGGCCAAGUAUGCGUGGUUCCUCCACCAAGUGGCCGAUCUCGUCUUGCCGUACGAGAUCGGGUACAUUCAGAUGCGCGCGCUUCGCGACCGCGUCUUUGAAGAGGCGCUCGAGAACCUCUUGCACCUCAAGUCGUUUGAGCUCUGCGCGAUCGUGCGGCUCCAGUUCAUGGAGGAGAAGGGUCUCGACGCUGGCGCGGUCCAGCGCGAGUGGUACAUGCUCGUGGCCCAAGCCUUGCUGUCUCCGACGUCCGGGCUCUUUGUGCUGGCCAACCGCGAGGACCACUCGUACAUCCUCAACCCCAACCCUGCGUUUCCGUUUACGCAAUCGAUGAGCCACAACGACGCGUGCCGCGCGGCUGGACGCUUCAUUGGGCGCGCGCUCCUCGACGGCCAAGUGCUGCCAUUGCAUUUGAACGCGACGCUCUUCAAGAGCAUCCUUGGCACGCCACUGACAAUGGACGACGUGGAGAGCCUCGAUGCGACCGUCUACAAGAGCUUGCGCUACAUUCUCGAGACAGACCGCGUCGAAGACCUCACGCUGACCUUCUCCGUGACCGCGUGCGACGCUAACGGCCGCGUUGUCGAGGUCGAUCUCGUCCCGAACGGGUCCCAGGUGCUUGUGACGGACGCCACCAAGUACGACUACGUCGACCGCAUGGUCCGGCACCUUUUGUUCGAGCGCAUCGAGGGCCCGCUCUUGGCGCUCCUCCAAGGCAUCCACGACAUCCUUCCGCCCGAGCUCCUCGUGCCGUUCGACCAUAAGGAGCUCGAGCUCAUCCUCUGCGGCCUCACGGACAUUGACGUGGCCGACUGGAAAGCCAACACCGUCCUCUCGACCAACCUCGAAAACGUUCCGGUCGUCACGUGGUUUUGGGAGAUCCUCGACGGACUCGGUGGGGACGAGAAGGCGCGCUUGCUGCAGUUUGCGACGGGCUCGGGGCGCGUGCCGGUCCAGGGCUUUCAAGGCUUGACGAGCUACGACGGCAAGAUCUGCUACUUUACGCUCAAAGGCAUGCCGUACGUGCCAGGCAUGUACCCGGUCGCGCACGCGUGUUACAACCGGCUCGACCUGCCCAUCUACCCGAAGAAGGAGCUCCUCGAAGAAGCCAUCAAGAUGCUGCUGCUCUCGGACCCGACCGGCUUCAACAUUCAAUAGUGUAGUAUCGUGUGACCUUGUAAGUUAUCCAUCG